Caenorhabditis auriculariae is the source of this 10805-nucleotide messenger RNA. The record is from the annotation of a GenBank genome assembly. NCBI's taxonomy places the organism in Eukaryota, Metazoa, Nematoda, Chromadorea, Rhabditida, Rhabditidae.
AUGCAGCGACAACAGCCAGUAAGUUUCUCGAGUUUUUCAGUUUUGUAAAGAAAUUUAUGAUCUUAAUUUCCAAACUUUCAGACGCCUAGAUUCAUAAGACUCGCCACCAAAAGAAGAACAAUCCUCGAAAAUAUCAAUAAAAGACCGAUUGAUAAAGCCAAGAAAUGCGAGGAAAUGGCUGUUUUCAUUCGAUCUGAAAACGAGGAAUGCCAGGAGGAGUUCGAGAGAUGGAAAAAUGAGGUAAAGCUGGUUGCGCCCGACUUGAAACGACUUGCGAGCUGGAAGAAGAGAAAUGCGACAGAGCAGGCUAUGAGCCAUUCCAAGUGCGACCAAUCUAAAAUUUUUUCUGGAAAAAUUAUUCAGAGCCUUCCCGGUAACAAGAGAGACAGUGCAGAAGGCUAAAUAACAUUCCAGCGCGCAAGUCGUUUUUGGUCGGACGCGCUAAAAGACGGUGUCUCAAGUUUUCAAAAAUUGAAGAAGUUUCAAUUUUAAAAGAAGUUUCAAUUUUAGAAGGAAAUUCGACCAAGUUCGAGCACUUCCACAUUUUCUUCAAGUAGGGUGAGUUUGAAAAAAUGAUUCUUUUUGAACAUUUUUUGAAAUCGCUUAAAAUCAAGUCCGGUUAGAGAAAAGAGGGCGCAGACAGGCUAUACAGUUUUAUAGAUUUUUUUUUUGUUUGAAGGCUCGUCCAGCAGCAAGAACCUCUAUUGGCUCUUCAACUACGGUAGGUUUUCCAAAAUCCCUUCUUGGGUCGAUUCGGGAGUUUUUCAGAAUUUCGCCUCAAUGAAUUUUUUCGCAAAUCUCGCUCCAGCCUUGAAAAUGACCCUUCGAGGGAACUCGGCGAUAGAAAUUCUGACAAACUUGGAAAAAACGGCAGACGAAGGCGACUGGGCAACGCGGGACCUCUACGACGCCUGGAUGAUUACGGUAAGCGUUGCGGUCGCGGCGCGGUCGCUUUGAAACUGCUUGCGCCUGCAACGUCGAGAAUGGAUUUAUUUAGCUACUUGAGCGUUAGAGUAGUCCCUAUAGUGGUCAGGAGGAAAAGACAGCCCUUUAAAGGACAAAAAGCGCUCCCUAUAGGAGUUGAAGCCCCUUAAGUGGUCCCUUUUAGAAGGAUCUUAAGCGUGAGUGGUCCCUAUAGUGAUCUUGAAAUUUUUCGUUUAAAUUUGAAAAUUAAAAAUGUUUUUUUCUUUCAAAAAAUGCUUGUAUAGAAAUUUUUUUCUUAUAAAGUUCAAAACAAUAAACAGUGAGCAUUUUUCCCUCUAGGGACCACUUUUGCGACCUUAAAACUCCCUACAAGAGGAGGGUAAGUGGUCCCUAGAGGGGCCUCCAAGUCUCCCCCUAUAGGGACCAUUCUGGCGCUCCAACUAUCCAUUUUUACAAGAAAAAGCCGUUUCGAAUCGUGGAAAGUAAAAAAUCUAAAAAAAUUCAUGAACUGUGUUGAAAUUUUAAUGAAAGAGUUCCACAAGUGCGUUCUAACGAACUUUUUUUUUAGUUUUUAUCCGAUUCUUUUUCUUUUGAGUCUAGACUUUUUAUUGAAAAUCCCUUUUGUGCAUUGUUUUGAGAUAUCAUUUCAAUAGAAUGCAAAAAAUUAGAAUUUCUGUAGCUUUUUUUGUCCCCGGCCCGGAGUGAAUUCAUCCUUCCUUCCUCAAAUAAUGGUGACAUUUGAAUCUUAUCAUUUUCCCUUCUUUUAUCACUCUCAAGGACUCAUCCAUCGAUUUUUGGUGGUUUCGAAAGGCUGAUAACACUGCAAAACGACUAAGAAUUGAUGAAGUUUUUUGGAGAAAAGAUCGAAAAAUGGAAAAUUUGUCAAAAUCCAAGAAAAAAAUUUUUUUUUUUUGUAAAACUUUCAUUGAGAUGCAAGAAACUUUUGAAGAAGAAAAAAUAGUUAAAAAUAUCAUUUUCAUUGGAAAAAAAACCUAGUUUAUAGAGCUUUCAGAUUACUCUGAGAGAAUUUCAAGUGGCCACUCAAGAAGUCCCACUUGGAGAGGACUCUGAAGUGGCCACUUUAGUAGUUUUUAGUGGGCAGGUAAUACCCCAUAAGCUUUCAAUAUGGCCAUCAGUUUCUAGGCACUUAAGGGACCACUAGUUCGACUACUUUAGUGGUCAUUGAGAAAUCAAAACCCUAAAGUGGCCACUAAAUUUUUCGGAGUUGGUUGAAGCCGAAAGGAAAUGUUGCAUACUGCGAAAAUUAGUCUUUUUAGGGAUUUUUCAAAAAUUGACCAUUAUUAAAUAAUUUCAGGUUGAUCCCAACUAUAAAUCGAAAUGGGCCCCGGACUUCAUCAAAAAAAGUUCAAAUCCAGAACCUCUUCGUCUGAUUUUCCAAAAGAAAUUGACGAACCAGGAAAAGUCGAAGGAAUUCGAAAGGCUACUGAAAGGACGACCUCGGGAAGAAGUCAAACGUUAUCUGGAAUGGAAAUUCGAAGUGGGAUUUUAUAAAUAUUAGAUUUUUCCUUACAGAGUACUGGUCAAUCAGCGUUAGACAUUUAAAAAAAUGACAAAAAAAGAAAAAAACAUUUUUUUCAAAAAACUCCUAGGAACUUGUAAUCAUCCAGAAAAAAAUUCGUUUUGACUAAAUUGACCUUCAUUUUAGCUUGAAAAUUGAGAUUUAAUUUUUUUAGGUUAAAUAUCUAUUUUUUUAAAAAAACUUCUGAAAGACAUAAAAGUUCGGUAAUUUUUGAAGCCUUUUUUCGAAUUUUACAAACCUUUUUUUCAACUUUAAGAGUUCAAAAAAAUGUUCUAAAGCCUUUUUUUCAUUUUUUUCAAGCGAUUCACCAAGUUUUUCAAACCUUAAUUCUUGAAUUUUUGAGACCUUUUUUCAAAUUUCCAAGCCGUUUUUUUCAAAUUUCAGGACUGAGAGUUCAAAAAUGUUUUAAAGCCUUCAACCUUUUGAAGCCUUAAUUUUUAAAUUUCUGAGGCCUUUUCUCAACUUUAAGGACUUUAAAAGUUCAAAAAUGUUCUGAAGCCUUUUCUCAACACUUUAGAGUUUUUUUCCAAAAUUUUGGCUUUUUUCAAAAAUGUCAAGCCUUUUUUCAAUUUUUUUCCCUUCACAAGCUUCACUUGGAAGCAACAAAAAGCAUUGAAAUAAAUCAAAAUGUUGCGUUUUAUUAAAAAGGAAUUAAAAUACUCAAGCAGAAGCUGCACCCGACUCUAACCGACUUUCCGUUUCUCUAUACUCUAAGAUGUUUUUGUCGGAAUUCUACUGGAAGCAAAAAAAAAAAUCGAUAUUUAUUUUUUCAGAACGUCAAAUCCGAAUUCCCUUUCAUGUCGACGGUGAAUAAUGAGACCGUCAAAAAUAUUUUCAAAAAAAUUAUGUUGGAUGGAAGCCUAAGCGAAGAGGAAAAAAUCGAGAAAUUGGAGAAUGUCAUGCCGGAUCCCAGUUCUAGAAUCGUUUUCAACGAUUGGAGCACAAAAAUCGCCGACGAGGUCUGUUUGAACCCGAAAAAAAAAUUGAAAAAUUGGAGCUAUCCUUAGAGCAAACUUGACCUAUUCAAAACGGCCGUUUUUCAUCUUUGCUAUUUUAAGACUCUAUUUCAUUUCAAGACAACUAUAUUAUCCGUGGAGCAGACUUGACUCCUUUUCGACGGCCAUUUCUCAUCUUUGAUAUCUUAGGACUCUAUUUCACUGUACGACAAAAAUAUUAUCCGUGGAGCGAGAUUGUUUUCUGAGCGGCUAUUUUUUCUCGACAUAAUUUAAUUUUAAAAACUUGUCCCUGUUUUUUUUUAAAUUUCAGUGUUUUUUUGGAAAAUUUCUCGGCUUUCACUCUGAAUUUUGUGUUGAAAAAUAUCUCUACAGAAUGAGGCAAUUUUUUUCUUAUCCGAAAAAUUUUAUUUCUUGUUUUUUUGGCUCAAAAUUAUCAGUAGAGCGCUAUUGAUUCAAUGCGGCUAUUUUUCGAUUUUUCAGAAAGAAGCCUGGCUGAAAGCACAGAAGCCGACCUUUUUCGACGUUUUCAAAAAGUUUAUCCAAUUUUUUGUUUGAAAAAUAUUUCGAUCCCAGAAUGUCGCCGAUGACGAAUAUUCUGAUCCUUGGCGAGUCGGGAAUCGGAAAAUCGACCUUCUUGAACGCCCUGAUCAACUACUUGCAUUAUGAUUCCUUGGCAGAUGCUGAAAAGGGCGGAUAUCAAGCCCUUAUCGAUUCUUCCAUCACCCGGGUCAAGGAGGUUGGUUUCAUUUUCAGCUGAGGAGAUGAAAAAAGGUAAAUUUUAUUCAAACUGUCUCUUUUCAAAGAUUUUUUAUGCGAGUUUAGAAGUAACGCAAAUUUUGUAGCGAUUUUUCCUUUAAAACAAAUGUAAACCUCAUUUUUAAAUAGAGUUUUGAUAGAUAAAAGUCAAAGGUUGAAAAUUUAAGAGACAUAUGGUCUCACUAACCUUACUGAAAAGGUGCAAAAAAGUGCCCUUUUAGCCCCUUUUUCCCAUUUUCUUUUUAUGGCGAAGAACCUUUUUAUCGGUUUUGUAUUCAUUCUUUUCUGGUACCUCCUUCUUUCCAACAAACUUUUAUUCGCUUCAAAAAAACAUUUCGACUAAAAAAAGGCGCUAAAAAACCCUUUAAAUACUGCCAGAGUGGUCCCUAGAGGAGGCCCCAGAAGGUUCCCCUCUAGGGGCCACUCUACCUACCCCUAUAGGAGCUACUGAAGGGCAAUCUUAGAGACCCAAGGUCCCCCUCUAGAGGCUACUGAAGCUCGCAAAAGUGGACCCUACCAUCAUCUUCAGAGGCUUAGAGGUGACACCCUAAAAACCUAUAGGACUACCUAAAUUUGACCCCCUAUAGGGAGCACUUUUUUGUCCCCUAUAAGAACUUUUUCGCCCCGUUAUCCCUAUGGAGACCACUCUGGCGCGCAUUCUUGGACUUUGUACUUAUUUUUUUUUCCAGGGAACUUCGACAAAAAUCCAUAUCCGUGCGACGGUCGCCAACGGCAGCGCGAAUUCGAACGAAAAUCACGCAACCGGGGAAUCCUGUACCCAGGAAGCGUUGGACUAUCUUUUCGAGUAUUCCUGUGCCGACGUCAAGCGUCAAAUCAGGUACUUUCCUUUUUUCCGAGAGAAAUUUCCGGGAAAGAUGUGUUUUGUCCAUAGAGCAGCUUUACUGCGAAACGUGGGAAUUCAAACCUUGUUCUCGAGACUUUGAAAUAUUUAUUUUCCAAACCAGCAAGUUUUGUGCACUUUCAAGCGUAUCGACAAAGCUCUACAAAAUGGCUCAUAUUCCUUUAAAUCAAAACUUCUGAGAGAUUAAAUUUUUUUCAUUAGGGCGAAGAUGAUAAUAGUGAAACUAUGAGUAUCUGUAGGAUAAAUAUCACAAAAUUAUUUUUCUAGAGGACACCAAAUUUCACAAAAAGCCUCUUGGAUUCAAGCUCUCUUCCGUUUUGUUAUAGUUUGUGGCCCCGCCCUUAAUAACGCGAUAAACCAAUCAGAGAACGAGUCGAAUGACGUCAUUGUACUUGACGAUCAAAAUAUGAACAGACUACGAAAUAAUUUUCAAAUUUUCUAAUGGUUUUUGAGAAUUUUCACUCAUUCGCCUUUAGCUUUGUACAGUUUGAUUUCUCUACACCCUCUCAUUUAAGUACUAUUCCGCUGACCUUGGAGGUGAAGGAAAAGAGAGCGCAGACAGGUCAGAUUGUCUCAAGUCGUGGCGAGUGGGAAGUUAAAAAAAGGGCUUUUUAAAAGACCUUCCUAGAAACUUUACUGGAUUUUUUUGUCAGAAGGAUCCUUUUCAAGAAGCUCAAAAGGUAUUGAAAAGAGAAACAAUCCAGAAAAGGAGAAAAAAAAAACCGAUAAGAGAGUCUUUUCUCUAGAAAUGGAAAGAGUAAGGAGCUCAAGACAACUUUUUGCGCCUUUUUUGAACCUAGAAAAGAAGUUUCUGUUUUUUUUUGAGCUUUUCGAAACUCUGUCGAAAUUAGCCCAUCAGAGGCCUUUUUCUACCUUUUUUGAGCCUUCUCAAACCUAAGAAAAAUGGAAGGUUCGUCAAAAUGAAGUUCUCGCUGCCUUUCUUCAGGUUUUCUCUUCUUUCUUUAAUUCCCUGGCCUUUUAAACUUUUUUUGAAAUUGACUUUUGAAGGAUCAUCGACACGCCUGGAAUGGUGGACACCCGCGGACCUGAACAAGACACGAUGAAUGUGGAGAAAAUUCUGGAGUUCCUGACGGGAAUCGACCGUCUCGACGCGAUCAUGGUCCUCUUGAGGCCCAAUCAGGCCCGUCUGACCCUCAAGUUCAAGUUCUGUCUCGACGAGUUGCUGGUCCAUCUCCACAAGGACGCCGCCAAGAACAUCUUCUUCUGCUUCACCAAUGCCAGGUUCUUCUUUUGGGAUGGGAUUUCUCUGGGAAACUGGGGAGACGUGCUUUUUUUAGAGCAGAAUCGUGCCUUGUAGUUCCUAAAGUGUUCUCACAGAAGUUCAUUUCACUUUGCGGUCGGGAAUUAUUGAAUUUUUGGCCAGAUUACUUCUUGAUGUAAGAUUCUGAAAGUUUUCCCCUGCAUUAACUUCUAUUUUUCGGGACACUUUAAAGUUAAAGAAGAUCAUAAAAAAGUUCCUAUUGAAAAUUGAGCCCCAAGUUGCGGUGUAGUCCUUCCGCAGUUUCAGACUGUCUGCGUCUCUUUGUCCCUCACCGGCGAGGCUAGAGAAACGUGAAAAUAGCACGUCAAUAUGAGAGGGUCACAAGAGACAAGGAGAGCGCAGAAAAGCCCCUCCAAGUCGCCAAAAAUGUACUAUUCUUUAAAGAUUUUCCUUGUAAAGUAUUAUACCCCCCCCGCCCUCUGCAAGCUCCUUGUUUGAAUGAUUCAUUCCAUGCAGUUCCCACCACGAAAAUUUGCAGAUCUUCCGGUUUCUCACCCGGCGAAACACUCCCAUGCCUCCAGACUCACCUCGAAAAUGGCGACCGGAAAAUGUUGUUCAACCUGGACAACGAUCAAUUUUUCUGCUUCGAUAACGAAAGUUUCCGCUACCUGGGAAGCCUCGCCAGCGGCCAGAACUACAACCAAAAGGAGCGAGAUGACUUUGCCGACAGCUGGGAGCAGUCCUCGGAGCAGGCCAAGCAGCUCUUCCUCCGCAUUUCCAAGACGCAGCCUCACGAAGUGGAACGGACCUUGGCCUUGAAUAAUAUCAGGUUUGGAAUGGGCAUCCUAGGAAAGCCGGGCGGUUCUUAGGAAUUUUCAAACUUUGAAUAGUUUUCGGAAAACUUUCACGUUUUAUUUCGAACUUUUUCCAAGUCUAAUUUUCUAAAGUUUACCUUUUUUGGAAAGAAAUGACAACUCGGACCUUGGUGACGUGCCGGGGCAUUCCUAGUGACCACUUCAGUAGCUUCAACCUUAAGUGAUCCCUAGAAAUGCUUAGAAACGUCCGGUUUGAGUUACCGAGGUCCUAGAACGUUUGCUGUAAGUAUCGCGCCAAAAUGCGCCCUACUGAUGAUUAACUUUUUAUGGGUCACUGUUAAUUCUAAUCAGACUUUUCUGAGCCAUUCAGGGACCCCUUUAGCGGCGCUAUAACUCUCAAGUUAUCUCUAAAUGAGUCCAAGACUUAUUUCAAAGAUUUACUUUUUCGAAAAAUGAGCGAAAAUAUCUACAAAAACUACCGAAACUGUGCUCUACGGAGAAUCGAAUUGGGGAAAUUUUCGAAAGAUUAAAGAAAAAUCAGAAAAAAAAAAAUUAUAAAAUUUUUCUUAAAACGUUCUUUUCCUUGAGUGAUUACAGAAAAAUUACGACGAAAAUAGCCAAGAAUAUUGACUGAAUUUGCGCUCUAAUGAUAACCAGAGACAGUGGAAAUUUUUAUCCUCGAUUACACGAAAAAUAGCCGCGAAAUCCGUAUAAUAAUAACUUGAAAUGAACUGGAUUUUUCGAGAAUAACCCAGUUUUCAGAUCCGAAAUUCUGCUCCUGACCAGCCCCUUGGCAGAUAUCGCAGAGAGGGAAGCGACUCAGAAAUCUGUCAUCGCGGAUAAAGUCAAGGAAGUCGAAGAGGCCGAGAAGAACCCGAAUCAGUCCAAUAGUAAUUGUUUUUUGAAGAAAAACGCUUGGUUUCAACUGGUCUUGUUCAUGGAGCGCACUAGCGCUUGAUAAAAUCUUUGGUGGCCACUUUAGGGCUUUGAAGUUUUAGUGGCCACUGUAGUAGUCGAAUUAGUGACCACUUGAGUGGCUAAUUGGUAUCACAAGAGCACUGAGACUACUAAGGGGCCUCUGACGCAAUACAUCAGCUUCUAUAGAGGAAGUUAUAGUGACCAAUUUAGUGCCCUCUCCAAGUAUCGUCUUAAGUGACCACUAGAGGAGAAAAGGACUUCAAAAUUGGACUGGCCAAGUUUGACCUUGAUUUGGACAAAAUUGCUUCUUUUCCUUCUAGAUUUUCUUGGAUUUCAGUGAAACUCUACGUGGAGACGACAGUCCUGGAACGUGUCGACCUGGCCCAACCUCAAACGGUUUGCAUGGCCGACUGCUGUGUCGACGGGAAAAGAGCCAGGCCGGGCGACAAGACCCUGACCAGGGUCCCGAAGCGAAUUUGCCGACCCGAUUGUCCUGCGCCCGGUGUUGCGGUUAGUACGGAAAAAAAACGCCUUCAAGAGACCUUCCAAGUUGUUUUAGUGACCUUUUAGGAGAUAAAAAGGUGCUAGGAACAGUCAGGUUCCAGUAAAGCAAUAUAAGAUCCAUGAAUAAGUCAUUUAGAAGUAGUAUUUCUACUAUUUUUAGAAGCUUUUUUCGUUUUUCAAGACACUCAAAGGGUCACUUGGUAUUUAUCCAUAUUAUUGCUAAGUAAUUAUUUUCAUUAUUCGUCUUGAAUGACAUAAUCAUCGCCUUUAGAGCUCUGAAAUGGCAUUUAGCAGUUCAAAUUUGCGCUUUUUUAUAAAAUCGUGCGAAAGUCGUUUCUGGUCGGACGCGUUUCAAAAAAUAAAAACGCAGAUCUAUUUUUUCUAGUUGGAUCCAUUCUACGUGAGAACGUGACUUGAGAAAAAAUCCAGAAAUCGUUUCAAAAAAGCUUCAGUCAGUGUUCUCUGUUCCUCUCAUUCUUACGUGAUAUUUUUCAUUUUUCUAUUGAGUGAAAAGGAGACGCAGACAGGUCAGAAUUUUUCAAGAUGGAUGGAAUAUGAGAAUUUUAGUUUUUUUCUUUUUUCGCUUGCUCAAAAGCUGUAUGGCUUGGUGACUCUCCUGUUUUGAUGUACUAUUUCCUCUAUCUCGACUCCAAUGAUUUCAGAUAAACGUGAAUUUCUGUGCGGCGCUCCAAAAAUGCGACAUUUUCAACCGGAAUUUGACAUGCAUGGUUUGCGGCUGUCAAUGGAAUACUCAUAUGCAUGUAAUGUAGGUUUUUUUUUCGCAAGUCGCUCAAGGUCGGGCGCAGUUCUCGGGUUUUCUUGAGCCAUUUCCAGAGGCACUUAACUGAGAUUUCGCCCUGAUUUCAGGCAUACAUAUGUCGAGAAAACAGAGAAAAUUGUCGAUAAAGGCGUCGAGGAAAUGUUGCAAAGGGAGGGAAACUCGAAGAAUGCCGCUCAACUGUUCAUCAAGAAUCUUCGGGACGAGGUUCGAGUCAACUUUUAAUUUUUUUUUUGAAGGUGUUCAGAGCAUUUUUAAUAAUUUUAAAAAUCAGCAACUAACUAUUUAGAAGUGCGACAAGAAUGAGAGGCGAAAACUGUCGAUAUUUCCCAAAUGAAUUAAUUUUUAAAGGCGCAUAGCUAUCCUUCAGAAAUGAACUUUGAAAAAUAUUAUCUUGUAGAGGUUUUUUUAUAUCGAUAUUUCGUGCCAAAAUUAUGCGAUUGAAUGUUUUCUAUGGAAAAAGUGCGUUGAAACGUCAUUUUGGGCUUUUUUUCACUACCCUUAGGCCUUAAAGUUGUUUUAAAAUAUCUUUGCUGGGGGUUUUUUUUGAGAGAAAAAUGGAUAAAUGUCACGAAGGUCUCGAAGAGAAAAGCUUUUUUUCAAGCCGUGAAAGACCUCUGCGCCUUUAAACACUUGAAAUAUCAUUUUAAGAAGAAUAUCCUUUGUUUGAAGCUUUGAAAUAACACUUCCAACUCAUUUCCCUUGCAGCUCGUUGUUUUCGAUGAACAAAGGAGCGAAAUAAUGCGAGUAGCAAGUGGAAAAGUCGAAGAAUUCGUCCAGGACUGCAUAAUUCCCUACAAUGACUCGUACGGAGAAUAUUUGGACUUGGAAAUCAAGCAGGAGAACGAGAAAGAAACCGACAAGAAAAGACCCGAGUACGUGAAACGGGUCCAGCAGAGAAAGCAACAGUAUAACGCCCAGGUACUGUAUUUCAUUUUUGACUGAGUAGGACUUACCGACCUUCUAGCGAUCACUUUAGUGACUUCUAGUGUCUCAUUGAAAUUACAGCCGUGCCUUCUAGUAGAUAGAAAACUUUGGUUUUUUUUUUUCGUUUUUUUGACAAAAAAGUUGUAUAUGCAAGAUUUUUUUUCUUUUAUUCGAUAAUAGGGCACAAAAAAGUAACAUUACAUCGAUGUAUUUUAAAAAAAUGCCUUUUUUGGACACCUGAAAUUGGAAGAAAUCGAGUUUUCUCAAAGCUUUUACUUCCAUUUUCAUAAUGAAAUUGUUCGUAAGUCAAUUCUGAAUGAGGAUCUUCAACAGUAUGAACAAAAUUACAGGUAGAUUUGAUUAAAAAACUUGAUGGGAAAGGAAGACAGUCGGCGAAUAAAUCCAUGUCUGAAAUCAGACAGGAGUACGGCCUUCAGAACCCGAUUGUGCUCAGGUUUUCGUUGAUUUUGACAAAAAGAUAGUCCAAUAUUUUUUUGCAGUCCAACCUCGGCCCCGACUUUCCGAGGCGGAAGAAUCGUCGUCAGUAGGAAGCCGCCGAUUCCGCCACACCCGAAAAGAGACGUCUUCGGGAUUAAUCCUUGA